Messenger RNA from Acanthaster planci (crown-of-thorns starfish), 1311 nucleotides. RefSeq lists its product as uncharacterized. The record is from RefSeq and is a predicted model, not a curated record. Lineage: Eukaryota; Metazoa; Echinodermata; Asteroidea; Valvatida; Acanthasteridae.
AUGUCCUAUCCAGUCGAUACAAUGGAGAUCAAUCUCGCCUCCAUCCAAACAAUAUGCAGCAAGGGCUCCCUUGGUGCGGACCGGAGGUUUGACCCUAAGGUCCUUGGGAACCACCGAGUUCUUGAUGCAACGGACAAGGAAGGUCAGGUGGUUGACCUCCCCGCCGACAAGGGCCGUGCCAGCGUGAUCCUCGACGCCCACACAUACCGGGACAAGAUGGGUGAGCUCAUCUCCACGGGCCCUUACCGGAAAUUGGCUAAGGACCCCACCGACCGGCUGUGCAGGAAGAUCACGGCCCAGCUUCUCGUCAAGUCCGGAAAUCUUGACGACGCCACCUACCGGAAGUUACGUCCCACAAGCAAACAGCCUCCCCGGAUGUACGGUCUACCCAAGAUCCACAAGCCGGGGACUGCCUUGAGACCCAUCGUCUCGUGCGUAAGUUCCUUUGCCUACAACCUCUCCAAGCAUCUAGCCGGGAUCUUGUCACCGCUAACCGGUAACACACCAAACACCGUGCCCAACUCCAUAGCUUUCGCAGAGUUCCUCCGCGCGCAGCAUAUCAGCAGCCAUGAGGUGUUGAUCUCUUUCGACGUCGUGUCUUUGUUUACCAACGUCCCCAUAGACGGCGCUUGCUGUGUGGCCCUUCGUCGCCUGGAGGAAGACCCUGAGUUGCCUGAUCGGACAUCGCUCUCCCCUGCUGAAAUCGUCUCCCUGUUAGAGUUUGUCCUGCGUUCCACGUAUUUCCUAUACGAUGGAUCGUGCUACGAACAGACAGACGGAGCAGCUAUGGGUAGUCCGGUAUCAGCAGUUAUUGCCAAUCUGUACAUGGAAUCGUUCGAGGAGGAAGCCCUGCAGAGUUGCCCACCCGACUGCUGUCCUACCCUGUGGAAACGGUACGUCGAUGACACCUUUGUUAUUGCACCACGGGAUCAAGUCAGCCCUCUGCUCGACCACCUGAACAGUCUCAAGCCCAGCAUCCAGUUCACCAUCGAGAAUGAGCAAGACAACAGCAUUGCAUUCCUGGACACCAUGGUCCACAGGAAACCCGAUGGCAGCCUGACCAGCACCGUGUAUCGCAAGCCUACCCACACCGACCAGUAUCUGGCCUUUGACUCACACCACCCAGUGUCCGUCAAGAGGGGCGUGGCUAAGUGCCUACAUGACCGCGACUCACGCCUAGUCACCAGACCGCACCACACAGCCGCCGAGAGACGCCGGAUCACCGCUGCCCUCACGGCGAACGGAUAUCCAGCGUUCUUCAUCCGGCAGUCAUCGAGACCCAAGACCAGCACCGAAGUGGAGCGACCGUAG